This is a messenger RNA of Leptonychotes weddellii (Weddell seal), 4368 nucleotides long. Lineage: Eukaryota; Metazoa; Chordata; Mammalia; Carnivora; Phocidae. The record is from RefSeq and is a predicted model, not a curated record.
AGCAUCUCUCUUUGGGACUAUUAUAAUGGCCUCCUAACCAAUCUUCCUGCCUCUGGAAGUAGAAAUGAAAGAACCAUCAUGAAAAAGAUCUCAAAGAGAAAAGAAGAUAUGAAAAAAAAGAUGUCAGAAGAUAACAGUGCAGAAGAAAAUGUAAACAAGCAUCUCCAAAAAGAUUUAGAUGCAGAAGAAAAUCAAAAUGUAAUAGGAACGUUGAGAGGCAAAGUAAGAGAGAAGCUAAAAAAUGCUAAGAUUAAUCAAGGUGAAAAAUCCUCACCUCAGCUACUCAUUGAUGAGAAGAUAUAUCAGUGGCCUAAGGUUACUCCACAGAUCGAUGUCUCCCUGGAUGAAGGUCUUUGGUUUUUCAUGCCAAGUGGUGAGGAAGCCUCAGCUGUGGGCUGGUGUUCAGAGCAGAGAUCAGUAAAUGAUAGUUAUCCCAAACAUUUUUCACUUGGUGAUAAUUUACAACAUUUUGCUGAAGGCCAAGAUGAAGAUUUUAUGGAGGAAAUCAUUUUCCCAGAUUUACUUGAAGUAAAAGCUGCUGAAUAUGAAGAUGAUCAAGAACAAAUAAAAAAACAACAGGCAAACAUUUUUGUACCAAGUAGUUCUCCAGUGGUCAACCAGUGUAAACUGCCAAAAGAUAUGAUUCCACGCAUUUUGGAAGAUGAAGGAUUCUAUAUUCAGAGAAAGCCACAAAUACAUAAAAAGACCUGCAACAAAAUGGAAAAUCGCCUGCUUACCCUAGAAGAGGGAAAGUGUUGGUUUGAAGAAAGUGGAGAAAUUAUGUCAUUACCUUCACCCAUUAGACAGUCAUGGAAUUUCAGGCUAACCACAAGCAAGGGAUCUUUAAAUCCAGCGCUAAAGACCAUAUACAGAAAGGCAGUGAAACCUGAUCUGGAAAGCUCUAUUAGGAACAAAAUGGAAGGUCAAAGGGAAAUGUACCAAUUAGAUCUCAACAUUGUGGGUUUCCAGUUCAGCCAUCAUCCUCUCUUCAAUCAAGAACAAGUAUUAUGUGCUAGGCUGCUUCAACUUUAUGAGUGUUUCCAGGACAGACAGCAACAGAAUUUAUCUCAGCUGCUUUAUGAGAAGCUGAAAGCACUGACAGAUGCUACCAAAUUAGCAAACGAAAAUUUGGAAAUAAGCCAACUGACCAAAAAAUCUUUACAAGAUUAUUAUUGGCAGAUAAGUAAUACAAAACAGCUCUAUGACUUAGAAAGGGGAAAAGACUUCUCUCUAUUACACAGUAUAUUACGGACUUGGAAACAAAUAAAGUCCCUCCGACAACGGCAAGGGUUUACAAGCACCCCAGUAAAGUUACAGUUUCAAAGGAUAAAAAUGAAUAAAUGUGAUGAACAAAACCAAGAAGAACUGUUAGAAAUGUCUGAAACUGAGAAGAAAACUGAAGGAAAAGCAUUUAAGAAUGGGGAAAAACAGGAGAGCUUCUCAUAUUUAGCUUCAGAACUUGAAGAAUCAGAUAUUAAAAGAAUAAGGCCAAUUACCUUGAUGCCACAACUCUCUUUCACUGCAGAAUUAACAAAUUUAUCCAAGUGUUCACUGCACGAACAAAAGAGGAGAGCCAAAAUUCAGAAGCUUAAGUAUUUUAUUAAAAUAUUAUACAACAAUAAACAGGUUUCUUGCACUUCAGUAUCUCCUCUUCAGUUUGAUUUUAAAGUCAUGUUUCAGCAAAUUUUCAAUAUUCAGUUAAUAUACUGGCCUGAAACAAUUUGCUUGGAGGUUUAUGAGAUAAGUAAAAGGACAAGCUUACUGGCAAAACUAUAUUUACCUUUACCUAACAACACAGAGUUGAAAAGCAAAACUGUUUUGGAAUAUGUAGAGUUUAGCUCUGAUGAGCUGGUCAUACCUGCUUAUGGAGAAGUAGGAAGCAAUGUACCUUUUCUUCUUGAGGGAAAUGGAACUGAGGAACUUUGUCUUUUGACGUCAGGAAAACUGAGCUACUCUCUAUCGUGGGCUUUAGAUGAAAAUGGUAUUCCUCGGACACCCAUGUCACAGUCAUUAAGAUCUGCUUAUUGCAGUGUGUUAAGGAAUGUAGAUGCAAGAGGUGUUCCUGGAAUUCCAUGGUUCAUUAAUGCACAGAAGCUUUUUGAGUGGGCAAAUGAAGUAAAAAUUGAUCCAAAUAAUCCAGAAUAUUCUGAUUUAAUGGAAUCUCUUAUGUACAUGAAACAUAAAGGACAGGAUGUUCCAAAAUAUUUUCGUCUUGAACAGUUGCAAGAUGAAUUUAACUUUGUUUCUGAAGAAGAAAUGAAAAAGAGUAAACGUUUCCAGCUAUUGCAACUUAGAAAUGCAGGUCAAUUAGACAUUUUCCUUCUGCAGCAAAUACCCCUUUACGACAAAGAUAUUUCAGAUUUAGUCUUCCAGGAAUAUGAAAGUCAGACAGAGAAGGAUGUCUCCAUUUCAGAUGUCAAUUCUAUUACUGCACAAAGGAUUAAUUCUGCCAAUUUUCUGAAAAAGAUAAGAAGGUUGAUAAUGAAAAGAAUUGUCAAAGUUAGCAAAUUUAACUUAUCAGAUGUUGUGGCUGAUUAUGAAGAAAUUGUAUCUGCAAGCCAGUUGACACAUGCAAUUUGUAAGCUUGUUGAACGACGAAGGAAGUUAAAGCCUCAGAGGAAAGAAAGAAAAAAGGUAGCAGCGCACACUGUCUGUGAUGGAGAUAUUAAGAUUCUUGUCAGAAUAUUGCGGGCUUAUAACAUUCCUACCAGAAACACAACAGUUAAUAGUGGAACAUUUCAAGUAAAUAUUCCACCAGUUUUGCUUGGGUAUACUUGGAGUAAGACUUAUGUGUCUCCUAAAGAAGAUUAUAAUGGGCAGAAUUUAAAAGAACGUACCUUCUUAAAUAUUUUUGCUACCAUUGAACCUCAGAUAUCACAUGUCACCUGUAAUCCAGAACUAGACAAGUUUUCAGAUCAAACAGAUGUUUUGGAGAGAGCACAGAUUUUUAAUAAAACUUGUAAGGCGAUGUUUCCCAACCGAAGAAUCACAACGACUGUCUUUAAUGAUGAAGGGUUACAGAUCUUAGUAACCAGAUACAUCAAGGCACUAAAUCCACCUCAGCAGCUCCUGGAUAUGUUUUUUCAUGAUUCUAAUGCAACGCUUGACCUCAUUGCUCGCUUUGUAUCUUUGAUUCCUAUUGUGCCUGAUAUUCUGGAUGAAAAUGAUGGUUUUGACAUAUGGAUGACAUCAGAGCGCUGCAUCAGUUUGGCUACUGGAAAUAAGGAAGAGCAUGCCAUACUACUCUGUAAUUUCUUUCUGUAUUUUGGAAAGAAAGCUUUGGUCCUCCUGGGGACCUCAAUGUUGGAAGGACAAGUGGCUUAUGUAUUAACUCAAGAAACUGAUGAAUAUUUGCUUUGGAAUCCAUUAACUGGGCAAUGUCAUAAGCAGUUUGACCCAUUUUGUCCCUUACAAAGUAUAGACUGUUUGUUUGAUGAUCGAAAUGUCUGGUUUAAUAUUCAAGAAAAUAAUACACCGAUGGCUGUACAUUUUGACUAUUCAAAGGAAAGUUUCUGGAAACAGUUGCUUCCAAAAAAUUUCCAAGGGACAAAAGCACAUACCAUACAGCCUGAAGAAAUAAUUUAUUGUGAGACUAAUAAAAGCAUGAUAGAAGAUCUAAGGAACAGGAUUGAAAGGACUCUGAAAUGUAAAAUGAUGGAAUGGCGACCUAAACAGCCAACACGUUGGAAUCGACAAUGCACUUAUAUUUUGCGAAAAAUCCUUCCUAAACUAGAACUUGGCACUGGAAGCUUUGUUUCAUCUGAAGAAGAGAGUGAAUUUGAAAGACUACUACAGUUUUAUUGGGUCACAGGAUUUCCUAUCCAGAUGCCAUACACUGAUGUACAGUCAAUUAUUGAUGCUGUGUAUCAAACUGGAAUUCAUUCUUCUGAGUUUCCCCAGACAGAAUUUGCUCUGGCUGUGUACAUUCACCCAUACCCAAACAACGUGUUGUCUGUGUGGGUCUAUUUGGCUUCCUUAGCUCAACAUCAGUGAAAAGGAAGAAGGGAAAAGGAAAAAAAAAUGUGCUAUGGGCCCCUUGCCCAGAACAAUCAAGACUUUUCUGAUACUUUAGGACUUUGCUACUUAUCCUCAAGUCCAGCCAAGUAUGAACCCAAGUUUUGGUUCUUUUAUAGAGUUGGGCACCAUGGAGACUCACUCCCUGAGCCUUUGAGAAUGAGUGUAGAUGACCUCCCCACCGGAGACCUCUUCAAGGAGAACACUUUGGUUAGUCUGGUGGCCUUGGGUCACUGUCUGCAGUAGGUCUUAUUAUGGGAAAGAAGUGAUUCUGGCCCCUCCCUCUGAAGCCAGUAUUACUCAGGUUGUAGGCCUCACACCACCUCCGUCACAUCGCCUGGGGAGGCUUGUUGA